AUGUCUUCCUUCGCCCUUCUCCGAGUGACCCGCGGUGUCUCGACUCUCGCCCGCGCCAGCCUGCGCCAACCUCUCGCUUCCCGAGUUGUCGUCCCCGGUCGCAUUGUCAGCUCCGCGAGCUUCACCACCACCGUCCGCCGCAACGCCGAGCACGAGGAGACCUUUGAGGACUUCAAUGCGAGGUUCGAGAAGGAAUUCGAGCAGGUUCAGGAUGUUUUCGAGCUCCAGCGCAACCUCAACAAUGCCUUCGCCUACGAUCUCGUCCCUGCUCCUUCCGUGAUCGUCGCUGCGUUAAACGCCGCGAGGAGGGUCAACGACUUCGCCACUGCCGUCCGCGUCUUUGAAGCUAUCAAGGCCAAGGUCGAGACCCCCGAGCAAUACAAGCAGUACCUUGACGAGCUUAAGUCCCUCCGCGAGGAGUUCGGCAUCGAGCUCAAGGAGGACCUCUACCCUGAGGAGAAGAAAUAG
Molecule: messenger RNA, 468 nt
Organism: Scedosporium apiospermum
Lineage: Eukaryota; Fungi; Ascomycota; Sordariomycetes; Microascales; Microascaceae
Exons: 4
Coding region: 1-468 (155 amino acids)
Biological process (GO): mitochondrial electron transport, cytochrome c to oxygen
Cellular component (GO): mitochondrial inner membrane
Source: RefSeq, a predicted model, not a curated record